Molecule: messenger RNA, 2658 nt
Organism: Oreochromis niloticus (Nile tilapia)
Lineage: Eukaryota; Metazoa; Chordata; Actinopteri; Cichliformes; Cichlidae
Product: transmembrane emp24 domain-containing protein 11
Exons: 5
Coding region: 141-785 (214 amino acids)
Source: RefSeq, a predicted model, not a curated record
UGACAUAUGGGCAUCAUUAAAUGGAAAAUACCUCAAACUUGAGCUAGAAUUUGCAGAUCUACAUAAAGGCUCUACUGGAACUGCAGGCAAAGCAUUAGGUCACUGUUAAGUGUAAUCUAAUAGUUUGCUGUUAACAUAAAAUGGGUUUGCAAGGCACUGGCUUUCUCCUUCAGUGUUACCUGAUGCUGGCUGCAGCCAUGUUUUUUCAUCUUGGAGUGCAGGAGGAGAAAUGCAUCAUUGAGGAGAUUCCUGAAGACACACUAGUGACCGGGUUUUUUCUUUUGGAGCCUUGGGAUAUGAACGCGUUAUCAAAAUUACCUCAACUUGGCCUCACUGUGACAGUAAAAGAUUCAAACAGUGAGAUUGUAUUGUCCAAGCGCUAUGGGAAAUUUGGGAAAUUCACCUUCACAGCUCACACCUCUGGUCAGCAUCUUCUUUGCUUUAAAACAAACUCGACAAGUUUUUCUGUCUUUGCCCGUGAACGUCUGAAGCUACAUUUGGAUGUACAAAUGGGAGAGUUCACAGUUGGCCACAAUACUGAUAGGACCAAGGACAGCAUGGAGGCCCUGGAGAACAGUCUUAGACACCUGACGGAGCAGAUGAUUCACAUUACCAGGCAGCAGGAGUUCCAGAGGGAGAAGGAGGAGGUAUUUCGUCAGAUCAGUGAGAACACCAACAGCAAAGUGUUGUGGUGGGCUACAGUGCAGACCUCCAUUCUGCUGGUGGUUGGUUUCUGGCAGAUGAAAAGACUCAAAGACUUCUUCAUCGAGAAGAAACUGGUCUGAUGAAGAGCUUUGACCAGCCUCAUUGUUUUUACUUUUAUUUCACAUACCUGUACCAGUGAAGUUUGAGUGCUCUAGGGCUGUAACGCUUUAUAAAAAGGCCAGUUUUUACCAAACAGCUGGUGCGAUGCUCGAGAGUAUGGUGUUUAAGACUAUUGUAUAUACAGUUGUGGUGAGAAGUACAUACAUCCAUCAUGGGCAUGAAGUUGUGGUAAUCUGGAGUUUUAAUGAUUUCUUUGAACUAUUGGUUGGAAUGAAUGUACAGCACACAUUUUUAAUGAUUAUAAUCAAAAAUUGGGUCUAUUUGGGAUUUUCUUUAAUACAGUCAGGGUCACAAAUAUACAUGUUGGAUCAAAUAUAUACAUUCACUCCUAAUAAUAUUUGCACGCUGACUAGAUGCUCUUUGUAGCCAUGAAGGUAUCAUUUUGGCUGGAUAUUUUACCACUCUUCUUGGCAGAAUUGGUAGACUUCUUGUAAACUGACUGCUUUCUUGGCAAAGAUUAAACUUUUAGGCAUAGUUCACAAAUUUUCAAUAAUGUUGUGGUCAGGGCUUUGGGAAGGCCAUUCGAGAGACCUAAUAUUAGCCUGCUUUAUCAAUUCCAAAACCAGUUUUAAUGUGUUUGGGAUCAGUGUCCUGUUCUAACACCCAACUGUGUCCAAAUUUCAGCCAUCUAGUUGCUGAUUUGAGGUGAAGCUGAAGAAUUUGGAGGUAGUCCUUCUUUAUUAUUUCAUCCACUUUGUGCAGGGCUGGGCAACUCCACGCCUCAACGGCUGGUGUCCUGCAGGUUUUAGAUAUCACCCUGGGUCAACACACCUGAAUCAAAUGAUUUUCAUUACCAGUUUUCAUUUCAGUUCAUUACCAGGCCUCUGGAUAACUUUAAGACAUGUUGAAGAGGUAAUUUAGCCAUUUAAAUCAGCUGGGUUGGAUCAAGGGCAAAUCAAAAACCUGCAGGACAUUGCCCCUUGAGGCCUGGAGUUGCCCACCCUUGACUUUGUGCAAUGUACCAGUACCACUGACAGCAAAACAGACCCAGAACAUGAUGCUACCACCAUCAUGCUUGUUAGCUGGUAGUGUUCUUAGGUUUGAAAGCUUCAUCCAUACUCAUCUGAAUAUAUCUAUUGUCAUUAUUGGCCACAUCUGACUAUGAAACAUUUCACCAGAAGGCAUGUCCAUGUGGGUAGCUGCAACUUUAAGUCAAAAUUAAAGUUUAUAUUCAGAGCUUCUUUCCUGGUUGGCAUUCUCUCAAUGCAUGGCGAUGUAAAACCCGCUUCACUGUUUACAGUGACACUAGUCUUCCAGCAGUUUCCAGUUCGUGGCAGGCUUGAUCCUCAUUCCCCCAGUUGUUCCUGAACAACCUAACCAAUUUCCUUUCAUGACAUAUUGUGUCUUCUGUCAGAGUGAAAAAGUGGUGAAACACCCAAAUAACAUGUGUGCAAUUGUUUGUACUGAUGAUCUUGGAAACUACAGUUGUUUAGAAAUCAUUUCCAAAGAUCUUCCCAACUUGUGUAAAUCUACAAUUCUCCUGUUUAAAUCUGAGUUCCUUGGACUUUCUCAUUGCUCUGAGUAUUGGUCAAUCUAAUCAGUGGUGUCAAUCAAAUCUUUUUUAUGCUAAAAAAGAGAAACUAGCAGUUGUAGUUAAUCAUGAUCACAAAAGUUAACUGACCUUGGUUUUGUCAAGUUAAAAUACAGCAUAAAAACAUUUAGCACCGCUUAUUAAAGGACUUAAGUGAAUGUGGACAUAUAUUUGAGCCUUCAUGUUUUCUUUUGAUGCCGUGGAUUCCAGAAAAUCCUAAAUAAAUAAAUAAAACCAAGAUUUGGGUGCAUAGAGCUAGAAAGUAUAUAGAGAUGUGUGCUUUUCACUCUGGAAAAAGAACA